GUGAAGCAUCUUCACACCGCCGCCGCCGCCGGGGAGUCCGGAUCAGUGAAGCGAACCCACCGGACCGGAGAGCCGCGCUCUGCCUCUCUGUCUCUGUCCGUCUCCAAACUUUGGAGACUUUUACGCGUCGGCCGGGCGCAUUUUGGAUUGUUCUCAUUUGGAGUCUCAAAAGUUUCUGCGCGAGAAAAAAAACUUCAAACUCCCCAAAAAACUUCCCUCGGACUGAGGAGGGAGAAUGAUUCUGCAGGAGGACCAGCGGCCGCUCCAGUGAACACAUGGAGUCCUGUACAGGCGGAGGAGGAGGAGGAGGAGGAGGAAAGUGGAGGCUCCGUCAUGUUGUCCCAGUCGUGCUGCUGUGGAUGAGUCUGCACAGACACGCGCUGGGCUGCAGCUCCACACUCUGUAACCUGGUGCUGACGGAGGCCCAGGGGGAAUUCACGUCGCCCUGCUACCCACAGAAAUACCCCAACUCACAGGCCUGCAGGUGGACCAUGCAGGCCCCCACCGGCUUCAUCAUCCAGCUCUCCUUCCUUGACUUUGACCUGGAGGAGGCGCCGGGCUGCAUCUACGACAGGGUGGUUGUGAACACAGGAAACACAGACGUUAAGUUCUGCGGUCCGACGGCCAGCGGGCUGACGCUGAACUCAACGGGGAACGUGAUGGAGCUGUCCUUUACCUCCGACUUCAGCGUGCAGAGGAAGGGGUUCAGUGUUAGCUUCAGACACGUUGCCGUGGCUCUGAGGAACCAGAAGGUCACCAUAUCCGGAAGCAACAGCCAGGUCACCGAGGUCUCCAACUCUGUGUCCAUACCUUCGCUCAGUCACCUGACACUGUGUUUUGAGGUGGAGCGCAGCAGCCAGAAACAGAAAGAGUGGAUCUUCACCUACUACGACAGCAGCAACAACAUAGCUCUGAGUCUGGGCUCCGAUCAGUCUGGUAUGAAGAUGAUUGUUGACGGGGUGGUGUGUUCGAUAGACUCCAUCAUCUCCUCCUCUGACUUCACCUCCACAAUGAAGCAGUUCUGUGUCCUCUGGACUUCGUCAAAUGGCCGAGUGGCAGUUUAUUUCAACAGGAACUACUGGGCCAAGACCUGCUCCUCCUCUGUGGGGCACUCAGUCCCUGCUGGUGGACGGUUCCAGUUAGGAGGGCAGCACAGCUUCAACGGGAACAUCUACAACCUCCGGCUGUGGGACUAUGCCAUGACAGUGCAGCAGGUCACCGCGCUGAGCUGCGACACGGUGGGGAACGUCAUCGACUGGGACAACAGCCACUGGAGCAUCCCGUCCACCAUGGCCCAGACUGACACCACACUCAGCUGCAUCUGCUUCCCUCAUUGCAUUCACUUAACUACUGCUGCGCCAACUAGUGGUGUCUCCCCGCCCAGCAACACACCCCUCACUACCAGCUGUGACUCCCCGGGACUGGGCUGCCCAGCCCCACAGACGCCAACCGCUUCACCUGCUACCACUAACCACGCAGCUACUAACCCCACAACACAUGUUGUUCCGUCUCCACAAACAGUCACAGGAACUCCACCGCUGGUAGUAACUACUAACCAACCGACCACUAACAUAGCUGUCACUACUGCUUCCUCUCGGGAGGGGCUGUUCUACCGGGUCUCUUUUAUGGUGGAGGACGAGGAUGCGGCGCUGACCCAGGCUGAGGUGGAGCGAGCUGUGUCUCUCUGGCUCAAUCAAACAUUUCUGAACUGGACCCACGCCGUCUACGUGGACUCUGUCAGUGUUCAGCCUGCUGUGCAGAGCGGACGCAGCCCCACCAGUUACACGUGUCAGGCCCUGCUGGUUUAUUAUUACGUCACCAAUGAGAGUCUGGGUGAAGCUGCCGUGUCCGCCAGGCUGUCCAGCAGUGAGGGACUCAUGAGGACCGGCCUGCAGAUCCAGACUGCCUCCACUCAAGUUACAUUAGUUGAAAACUGUCCGGAGGAGAAUCCGCUCCAUUACCGCUGGCCUGAGAGCAGACCCACCAUCACUCAGUACCUGCCCUGCUUCCCCAACAAGGACCAGAGCACCUCCAGGACCUGUUUGAUCAACAGACAGAAUUUCUCCUCUCAUUGGUCAGCGCCAGACGUCAGUAACUGCACGGACAUCGACACCAUCGAGGUGUCAGCAGAGAAUGCAGCGGAGGUAGCGGUGCAGCUCGCCGUCAUCACCGACAACGAGCUGUCCAAUGAAGAGGUGUCUAAAGUGGUGACCAAGGUGAAGGAGCUAGUGAACGUGGCGAAGAUCAACAGCACGUUGGCCUCGACUGUCGUCACCAUCAUCUCCAACGUCAUGACCAGCACUGAGACGGCACUCGCCACCACGUCUGAGACAGCUCUGAAGACCGUCGACGAGUUGGUUCAGAAGAUCGAGUUAGACGGUCCGUCCAUCAGCAUCACCUCCAAACACCUUGCUGUGGGAAUAUCCGCCCUCAACACCACCCUGUUCAACGGGACCUCAUUCAGCGCCUUCAUAGAUCCAAACUCCACCGACCCACAGGUGGAUUUUGAGGCAGAGAGCAUUAACCCUUUAGCUCAGGUCACCCUUCCUUCCUCUCUGCUGUCCAGCGCCUCCCUGAGUGACGCCGACCGAUCGUCUCUGUCCAGGAUCAACUUCAUGUUCUUCAGCAGCACCAGCCUCUUCCAGAAAGAGCAGGACGGACGCUCUCUGAACAGCUACGUGGUGGCGAGCAGCGUGGGGAACUUCUCCAUCAGUGACCUGAGGGAGCCGGUGGAGAUUGAGAUCGCUCACCUCUCUGAACAGCCGAACCGGAGCCCAGUCUGCAUGUUCUGGGACUUCACCAUGAACAAUGGAGCUGGAGGCUGGAACGGAGACGGCUGCAGAGCAUCCAAAGAAUCCACGAGCAACAAAACCAUCUGUCUGUGUGACCACCUGACGCACUUUGGCAUCCUCAUGGACAUCUCUGGAGCCUCACCUCACAUUGACCCAAAGCACAACAAGAUCCUGACCUUCAUCACCUACAUUGGCUGCGGCAUCUCCGCCAUCUUCUCUGCCGCCACGUUGCUCACCUACAUCGCCUUUGAAAAACUGCGGCGUGACUACCCCUCCAAGAUCCUGAUGAACCUCAGCACGUCCCUGCUGCUCCUCAACAUGGUCUUCCUAUUGGACGGCUGGCUGGCCAGUCUGGAAACCGAAUGGCUGUGCCUGACCGUGGCCAUCUUCCUGCACUACUUCCUCCUGACCUCCUUCACCUGGAUGGGGUUGGAGUCCAUCCACAUGUACAUCGCUCUGGUCAAAGUCUUCAACACCUACAUCCGCCGAUACAUCCUCAAGUUCUGCAUCGUGGGAUGGGGUCUCCCUGCUGUGGUGGUGGGGAUCGUGGUUGCGGUGGAUAAAAACUCUUAUAGCCUGCAGGAGUACGGCAAAGGAGAUUCAGAAGAGGGAUCCUCAGAGUUCUGCUGGAUCCAGAACUCGGUGGUCUUCUACAUCACCUGCGUGGGUUACUUCUGUCUGGUGUUUCUGCUGAACGUGGCCAUGUUCGUCGUGGUGAUGAUGCAGAUCUGCGGCCGCAAUGGCAAACGCAGCAACCGCACACUGCGAGAGGAGGUUCUACGAAACCUGCGCAGCGUCGUCAGCCUCACCUUCCUGCUGGGGAUGACGUGGGGCUUCGCUCUGUUCGCAUGGGGGCCUGUUAACCUCGCCUUCAUGUACCUGUUCGCCAUCUUCAACUCACUGCAAGGUCUCUUCAUAUUUAUCUUCCACUGCGCCCUGAAAGAAAACGUCCAGAAACAGUGGAGGAGAUACCUCUGCUGCGGACGCUUCAGACUGUCUGACAACUCAGACUGGAGUAAGACAGCAACCAACAACACCAAGAAGGUGAGCUCAGACAACCUGGGCAAGUCUCUGUCCUCCAGCUCCUUCGGCUCCAGCACCGCUAACUGGACCUCCAAAGCUAAAGCUACGCUCAACCCCUUCACCAAGAGACACAGCAACUCAGAUAAAUGUUACUCCAACCAGACCAGCCCCAAGUGCGUCUCCUCAUGCUCCUCCUCUUCAGAGGCGGAGCCCAACUCCUCUUCCUCCUCGUCCUCCAUCCUCCCCGUCAGCCAGAUGAUCGACAAGGUGAAAGGUUACUGCUCCACGCGCUCCGACAACUUCUACAAGAACAUCAUUAUGUCCGACAGCUUCGCCCACAGCACCCGGUUCUAGAUCUGUCCUGCAUUUUCCACCUUCUGGAACUGUCCCGUGUUUUGGAACUGCCCAAAUUGCUCUGGAAACUGUUGUGACAUCAUCCUCCCAGCAGCCUUUGGGACAGAGGAGGCUUCUGCCUAAGGUUCCGAUAUAAAGCACGACACUGGAACCUACCUUGCUGUUCUGGAACAAUUAUUUAAGGCUUUGCUUUUGUUCUGGAACUGCCACCCAACACGCGAGAACCUUUUGUGUUCUUGAACUACUCCUAGUAUUCUAGAACUCUCUGACGGCCUCAGCAGUUAAGUCUAUCUGUGUUCUGGAUCUGCUCCAAUCGUUCUAGAACUCCUUUUCACCAUCAGCCAGAGAGACUAGAAUUCUAAGGGCCAUCAAUCAAGCCCCUAAAAUAUUCUAGAACCCUCCAGGAUUCUGAAACUACCAGAGCAACCUUCAAGAACUCUCUGACAGCCUCAGCAGUUUAAGAUCCUCUGUUCUUGGAAGUGCUUCAGUCAUUCUAGAACUUCUCUCCUAAGUCAGCCAGAAAGACCGGAUCUUAGAAUUCCAAGGGCCGUUAAAGAAGACUUCUGAAACUCCCUGACAUACAUUCUAGAACUCUCUGGCAGCAGCAGCAGUACAGGAUCCGUUGUAUUGUGGAACUGCUCCCAUCAUUCUAGAACUUUCCUCCAGCGUCAGCCAGAAAAAAGAAACAAAUGAUUUUACAAUUCUAAGGGCCAUUGUAGAAGAAUUGGUAACCCUCCAGGGUUCAGAUACUCCCUGACCAACAUUCUAGAGCUCCCUGACAGCCUCAUGAGUUUAGAAUCCUCUGUUCUCUGAACUGCUCCAAUCAUUCUUGAGUUCUUCUUCAGCGUUAGCCACAACGAACGGAUUUUAGAAUUAUGAGGGCCGUGACAGAAGAAUUUGAGAUCCCUCCUGGCUUCUGAAACUCCCUGACCAACAUUCGACAGUUGUAAAUCAUGUUCUAGAACAUUUGGUUUUCACCCCACUGUCUUUCCCCUGUCAUUGAGGAUACAUGCAUCCUUCCUUGCCCCUGGAGCUUUGAAUCAGAAUCCCUGUUGUGGUUUUAAUUGUGAUGUGUUGGAUGUUAGUGUUACAUUAUGUACAUUGUUUUCAGGCAGGCGGCCCAGUUUUAACUGUAAUUUUAGACUGAUGAGCAAAAAUUCAAGAUAUGUUUCUGUAUCUCGUCUUUAGAAUUUGUGAAGAGCUGCUUAUUUUGUGUGGAAGAAUACUAAUUAGUAGGCCAAGGUGGUAUUUAUUUUUUGAUACCCUCCUGAAAUUUUACUGGGGAAUAAGGCUUUUUAGUGUGUGGUGUGCCCAACCCCCCAUCCCCUACUCAACCGGGGACUUGCUAUGUUCUGCAAGCUCACUUGGCUUUUGCGGUCUAAUGAACAACCUCAAAAAGCUCUCAAAAUCUCAAUAAAGGUAACAUUCUUACACCUAUUUAUUUAUAAAGCAGAGAAUAACAAGCAUUCACCUCCGCAGUGCAAGCUUCUCUCUUUCACUCUCUUGCCCUGUUGACUCCUCAUAAAACACACUUCAUUCAAAAUUGACAGAAAAAAAAAAACGCCACCAAAACCUUCUUGGUUGGUCUCGUUAGUCGUUCAGUUAGUUAGUCCACUGUUACAACAAUCACCAACUCUGGUUUGGUCGCAAAAAAAAAACCUGAAUUCACAGAGUUAGAUGUGAAAAUCUGCAGUCUCCACCAGCAGUUUACAGUCCUCUAACAUUAUCCCACCACUCGCAGCCAGUCACCACAUUUGUCAGCUCAGCUGCCUGUUCCACCACACUGACCUCUGUUGGCAUGUGAUGUGCACUACAUGCAAAAUAUCCUCAGUGCAGCCUCUCAAGUAUGAGGGUAAUAGAAAGAUGAGUGUCUGUAUUUUUGAUGGUAUAAAUGUAUAAAUACCCUGGUAUACCGUAAUACCAUGAUACCGCCCAGGCCUACUGAAUAGUUAGCACACAGUUUUCCUCAGCACCAACUCACCAUAAACAGCUACAUGAUUUAAACCAGAGCGCAAAUAUCUGCUAAUCAACAAAAAUCUGCCUGUUCCUGCAGAAUGUGUUAAAAGCAGCCGGUGCCACAAACUGUUAAAAACCCAGAGACCAAGUUCAGAUCAUGAUAGACAACGCCACAUAUUAUGGUUUGAAACCCUGGGGUGUCUGAGCGCUCCGGGGCGGUCAGAGAACAUUGCUGCGAUUCUACUGUAUCAUAUUAAAUUUCAGAAUCGGCUGACCUGGCUGCCAGACUGCGUAACUGAGAGGAAACUAAA
Messenger RNA from Epinephelus lanceolatus (giant grouper), 6436 nucleotides. Lineage: Eukaryota; Metazoa; Chordata; Actinopteri; Perciformes; Serranidae. The record is from RefSeq and is a predicted model, not a curated record.